Molecule: messenger RNA, 1665 nt
Organism: Angiostrongylus costaricensis
Lineage: Eukaryota; Metazoa; Nematoda; Chromadorea; Rhabditida; Metastrongylidae
Source: the annotation of a GenBank genome assembly
AAAAUGCCAAAGACAUCUAUUUUUAAAACUCGUGUGGGCACAGAACUGCUGAUGGGUAGGAUAAUCAAGCUAAGCAAUAUUGGUGUCGACCAUGUCCCAUGUGCGCAGGUUAGAUGCCGAAUGAAUGAGUUCAAUAUAUACCUGAAGAAGUACUUUGCUCGAUCCUUUGAAUUUUGGGCGUUAGAUAGGGAAUCAAAAGCGAAUUUGGGAGAUACUGUACUGAUUCGACGAAUUGGGAUUGAUGAAAGGCCCACCACAAGUGUAGCUCAUGCCGUUGAUCGCAUUGUUUUUAAAUACGGUAAUAUUGUAGAUCCUGUUACCGGUAAGCGUGUUAUUAAGGAUGAAUUUGCUGACGAUAUUGAACUACGGAAGCACCUUGUGGGAGAAAUAAUGGAUGCUCCUUUGCAGCAAGAUGCCUUACUAUUUGAUGAGCGACGAGCUAUUCAACGUCUUUUAUUGGAGAAGAAGCAGACAGAUCUAUCAGAGCAAAAAUCUGAUUGGUCUAUAGAAAUGGAAGCAGAGAAUCUGUCAAACGCUCGUUUCGUGAAAGUGCAUAGAUACGUGGAAGAGCGAGCAGCACAAGUAGCUAAUCUCCUUCAGGUAGUCGACAAUGCGAAUCUUGUUUCUGGUGAGGUUACGAAAGGGCCACGGACGGCAGCUCAACGGCUCCCAAGACAUAUGAGACGGUACUUCCUCUUAGUAUUUAGGGAAUGCAUCAGUCGCGCGAUGGCGUACAACGUUCGUCGGUUUCCUAAAGGAAUUCGAAAUUUCGCAGCUCCGUUUUUAGCUCUAGCGAAGCACAGGAAAAAGCCACCGAGUCGAUUUUCCCGUCGAAGGCCAAGGAAUCUCUUACUUAAUUACAUUAGACGACAGAAGAAAAGUGUUUGGCUUGAGACCCAUAUUUGGCAUGCGAAGCGAUUCCAUGUAGUCGACAGAUGGGGUUAUCGGGUACCUGACCGGAGUUUCCACCGUAACUUUCGCCCUUGUUAUCGGGAUUCUACAAGGCACUGCACCGUACGCGACAAAAGUUAUUUGUCAUGUUUGUUGAUAUCUCAUGAAGAUCAAGCAACGAUUAUUUCCAUGUUGAGUCCAUUGUGUAUGAAUGCCACCUCUCCAACAUUUGCGUUUAAAAGCUCCCUAGAUGGCAGCGAUCUCUGUAAAUUAGCGCUAUGGAUGCAUCCGUCUUGUCGAGAAGAAGCUCUAUCAGUGCUGAAAGAAUUACUGGAGCUUGUUGAAGAGGAACAUGUGGAGAAUAGCGAUGAAGUCCAAGACUUACGAGAUCAACUGGUGCGGAUUCGUUUAUAUGGUCCACUCGCUGUUUCGAUUGUAGGCGACGCCUUAAAAACAAGUCAUUCGGAAUGGCAAGAUUCUGUUUCUAAACUUGCGACCGGAAGUUUUGUCGACGGUUCCGUUUUUUCACUACUGGUUGAAGAUCCUAGAAUUUCUCGACCUACUCGCAAAAAGAUACCUUGUUCUGAAUGCAUCGGAUUGCCACUAAUAUGUUACUGUAUUCCACAAGUAGCCUUUUGGAACAAUGAUGUUCGAAUGAAAGCUCUUUCAGAUAGGAUGACAGAUUCGGAACUAAAUAAACUGAAAGGGCAAUCCCUUGGGCCAAUUAGUACUACGCCAGCAAAGGUGCCGUUUUAUCCGUACCGUCUUAAGUAG